Messenger RNA from Epinephelus fuscoguttatus (brown-marbled grouper), 2420 nucleotides. It is a transcript of the gene letmd1, whose product is annotated as LETM1 domain containing 1. The record is from RefSeq and is a predicted model, not a curated record. Gene Ontology annotation, biological process: intracellular monoatomic cation homeostasis. Gene Ontology annotation, cellular component: mitochondrial inner membrane. The transcript has 9 exons. Lineage: Eukaryota; Metazoa; Chordata; Actinopteri; Perciformes; Serranidae. Gene Ontology annotation, molecular function: ribosome binding. The coding region runs from base 17 to 1090 and encodes 357 amino acids.
CUCCACCGCAUCAAACAUGGCGCUGUCCUGCUCCAGUUUGUGCAGCGGUUUGUCUUUGACCCGACUGUGUGGUUUCAGGACGAACAGAAUAACUUAUGGACUUUACUCUCCGUAUUUGCCCUCACAGUCUAGGUUACCGCUGUGCAGACACUACUCAUCGUCCAAAGUCAGGCGAGGUAUUGGUCGAUAUAUCCAAAGGCUAAAUACCAAAUAUGAAGUUUUCCUCAAAAGGCGGUUUCCUCGCUUUUACCAGCUUUAUCACACAUUUGUGGAAGGAUUCAAGCUACUGUUCCGAGAUGCCAAUGAGGUGCGGAGGAUAAGAACAAAGAUGUUCUCUGACGGAGUGCAGGUCAAGGAUUUGCCCUACAGGGAGAUGGAGAAGCUCAGGCAGUUUCGCAGAGACUUGAUCAAAGCCGUUCCGCUGGUGAUGAUAUCCAUCCCUCCCUUUGCCAACUACCUGGUUUUUGUCUUGAUGUACUUUUUCCCCCGCCAGCUCCUAGUCCCUCAUUUCUGGACUCCAAAGCAGCAGGUGGAGUUUCAGAGAUUGUACCAUUCCUACAGGGCGCAGCACCACUGGCCGGUGCUCAAAGGGCUCGAGAACACGAGCCAAAAGGUCAAAGACAGCCAGCUACAGGGUCGCCUGAAGGACCUGUGUGCUAAAGUACAGAGUGGAUCAAACCCCAAAGUGUCUGAAAUCCUUGCUGUUCGCAAUCUGUUUUCUGGACCUCCUCUGGGUAUAAAGAGGAUGAGUGUGAAUCAGAUGAGAAACAUCAGUCCGCUGCUCUUUCUGACGCCGCGUCUUCCGGGUUUCCUGGUUGGCCGGCGGCUGAACAGCCACGCCCUGGAGCUGCUCCAGCUGGACCGGGCCCUCAGCAGGCUGGGCCCUCACCAGCUGAGUGAGUCAGAGCUCAGACAGGCUUGUUACAUCAGGGGGCUCUAUUCUCACAGUCUGGGCAUCAACCAGUGCCGUGAGUGGUUGUCCCAGUGGCUUCAGGUGUCCUCCUCACUCAAAGACUCAGAGGUGUCACUGCUUUUGCACAGCAUGGUCUUUCUCUCUGCCAACUACCCCAACAGUGCCAGCCGACACUGACAGGAAGCCUGAAGCAAGCUGAUUUUGCGAUUAUGUUCUCUUACGUGCACUUGGCAGCACAACUUCCUAAAAGUUGUCAACAUCUCCUUUUUGCAGAGGGGGGAAAAGAGAUUUGAAGUGUUCUUGGCAAGAUUAUGAGAUUUAAGAAGGAAAAAAAUGUCUUAGCCCAACAGUCAAAGCAGAACUGUAAAGUACAUACCCAGAUAAUAGGAUUUAGUUUUUUGAAAAUAGGAUGAAUCUAUUGUGUCUUUAUCAGAGGAGUGGUAUGUGGUAUGGAAUCAUACUUCAUGAAUUAGCACAAUACGACAAGUGUACUUUCACCUGAAAAUCUUCCUUAUUGGAGUUCUUAUGUAAUUCAGACUGUCACAAGGGACUUAAAUUGAUUUUGAUGCACUGAAUGAACUAUAUGACGCAGUGAUUGAGGUAACACGAUUACCUGUCGCUGUGUUUCAAGCUUGUUACCACUGUUAAGCUCAAGCUUCUCAUUUGUUUACUUCUCUGUUAGCACAUCAUUACACAGCCUCAAAGACACGCAGGGAAACAAAAGAGGACAUUAUUUCGUAAAAGGUCAGCCACAUUUGUUCUGUUAAUUAUUCACUUGUGUAGUGGUAAAGGUGUUCGGAUUCAUUCCACAUAAAAACACAGAUAUGGUCACUUGUACGUGGGCGUGAAAGGUUUACACACGUUCACAUCAAGCACAUCGUUCUGUAGCUUCUCAUACAUUUACCUCGCUUUGUGCUCUGCUUUUUUUUUUUUUUUUUUUUUACAAUACCACUGGUCAAAUUGGAAUUUCGUGGCAACAGCCUUGAGGGAAGGAAAUACUUUGGUUACACAAAGGGUCCCCUGAAAGGAAAAAAUGUUAAUUAAAGCCUGCUUAUAUUGUUUGCUACUGCAAAGACAUUCAUCAUGUUUGUGAUGUAAGAAACUGAACUACAUCUUGUAGAUUAAUAUCCUUUCUGAUGUGCAGCACAGCAUUUGCAGGCUGUCUGAUAAGAGUCAUGAUGGCACUUUAAUUUAUUGUUUACUUGAGGUUUUCUGGCUUUGGAGGGUUCAGACCACCAACUGCAGCACUGAAUGUCACUCGAGCAGAACAAAGAGGAAGCUGUGCUGGUGUUAGGUGUUGAAAAAUGUACAACGGGAACUGUCAUUUGCUUCCUGUGCCUUUUGCAAGGACAGGCGCAACACUCCAGAAAUACUCGUAAAAGUUAUUUUCUUUUCAGGAUUUUCUUUUUUAAUAUAUGAUAUUAUUUGCUCAACAGGUUUUGAAUAUUGUGCCAAUAUUAUACACAUUGUACUGGAACUGUGUCUGAAAUAAAUACCUUCAAUGGAA